CGUGCGUGCGCAUCUCGUUGGGGCGGGACUUCCGGCGUCGUCCUCGAAGCGGCCAUUUUUGCUGUUUUCGUGUGUAUUUUGGCUCCGGAGCGCUGGACCGUGACUGAGUGCAGUGUGACGCUUGAGGACAUUGCAGUGCACUUCUCCUGGGACGAAUGGAGACUCCUUGAUGAGACUCAGAGACGUCUGUACCUCGAUGUGAUGCUGGAGAACUUUGCACUUAUCUCCUCACUGGGUUGCUGCUGUGGACCAGGGGAUGCAGAGGCACCUUUUGAAUGGACAGUUUCUCUGGGAGGGUCACAGGCCAGGACUCCCAAGGCAGCUUUGUCUUCCCAGAAGACCUACCCCUGCAAGAUGUGUGGUCCAGUCUUGAGAGACAUUUUCCACUUGGCUGAGCACCAGGAAACACGACACAGCCAGAAACUGUUGAGGUGUUGGGCAUGUGUGAAACAGUUUGAUUUUAGUGCAGACUUUCAGCAGCACCAGGAGCAACACAUGGGAGAGAAAACCCUCAGAAGCAGCGUGGACAAGGCCUUGUUUGUGAAGAGCUGCAGAUUCCAUGUGUCACAGAAGCCAUUGACUUGGGGGACGAUUGAAAAGGACUUCCCCGCCAUCACGGGACAUCUACAGCAACAGGCCACUCAAAGUGUGGAGAAGCCAAACCCAAUCUCCCAGUGCGGGUCAACUUUACAAAGCCAGAAAAGUCAUCAUGCCUGGGGAGAGUGCAAGAAAACCCUCAGCCCCAAAGACACACUUGUUCAGGACCAGGGUGUCCACACCGAAAGACAGUGUUUUGUGUGUAGUGAAUGUGGGAAAGCAUUCAAGUACAAAUCCUCGUUUGUUGUGCACCAGAGAGUCCACCCUGCAAAAAGCCUUCAUGUGUGUGGUGAAUGUGGAAAAUCCUUUAGGCGAAGCUCAACCCUCAGUCAACAUCAAAAAAUUCACAAUGGGGCAAGGCAGUACAAGUGCAGCAAAUGUGGGAAAUCCUUAAAUCACAAAUCUGUGUUCAUUCAUCCCCACACAUGGCACAGUGGAGAAAACAGUUACGUGUGUAGUGAAUGUUCAAAAUCUUGUAGCCGUAGCUCAGUGUUCAUUCCACAUAGGAGAGUUCACACUGAAGAAAGGCCUUACAAGUGUAGCGACUGUGUGAAAUCUUUUACUUCUUUGUCCGCGCUCAGUUAUCAUCAGAGAUCUCAUACGGGAGAAAGACCUUAUGCAUGCAGUGACUGUGAGAAAUCUUUCAUCUCUAGCUCUGACCUCCGUUAUCAUCAGAGAGUUCAUUCUGGAGAAAGGCCUUAUGAAUGCAGUGACUGUGGGAAAUCUUUUAUCACUCGUACUGCUCUCCGUUAUCAUCACAGGGUUCACACUGGAGAGAGACCCUAUGGGUGUAACGAAUGUGGCAAGUCCUUUACCCGAAAAAACAACCUGAUUAUACACUUAAGAGUUCACUCAGGAGAACGGCCUUAUGAGUGCAGUGAAUGUGGGAAGUCUUUUACCUUUAGCUCCAGCCUUCGUUAUCAUCACAGAGUGCACACUGGAGAAAGACCUUAUGCGUGUGGUGAAUGUGGGAAAUCUUUUAACAACAGGUGGACACUCAUUCGGCACCAGAGAAUUCACACAGGAGAAAAGCCUUAUGUGUGCAAUAAAUGUGGGAAGUCUUUUUCCUGUAGCUCCACCCUCCAGUAUCAUGAGCGAGGUCAUCUUGGGGAAAGGCCUUAUGGGUGCAGUGAAUGUGGGAGAUCUUUUACCACUAGCUCUGCCCUCCGCUAUCAUCAGAGAAUUCAUACUGGAGAAAGGCCUUAUGAGUGCAGUGAAUGUGGGAAAUCUUUUAUUUCUAGGUCUGACCUCCAUUAUCAUCAGAGGGUUCAUUCUGGAGAAAGACCUUUUGAGUGUAGUGAAUGUGGGAAGUCCUUUAUUCGAAGAAAUAACCUCAUUUUACACCAGAGAGUUCAUACAGGAGAAAGGCCUUACAAGUGUAAUGAAUGUGGGAAAUCUUUUAACAAUAGGUGGACACUUAUUCAACACCAGAGAGUUCACACAGGAGAAAAGCCUUAUGUGUGUGGUGAGUGUGGGAAAUCUUUUACCUCUAGCUCUACCCUCUGUUAUCAUCAGAGAGUUCAUGCGGGAAAGAGACCGUAUGAGUGCAGUGACUGUGGGAAAUCUUUUACCUCUAGCUCUACCCUCCGUUACCAUCAGAGAGUUCACACAGGAGAACGGCCUUAUGAGUGCGGUGAAUGUGGGAAGUCUUUUACCUUUAGUGCCAGCCUCCGUUAUCAUCACAGAGUGCACACUGGAGAAAGACCUUAUGAGUGCAACGAAUGUGGGAAAUCCUUUAAGGAUAGAUCGCAAUUCAAUAAACACCGGAGAGCUCACACUGGGGAAAGGCCUUAUGAGUGUAGUGAAUGUGGGAAAUCAUUUAGCCAAAAAUCUUCCCUCUCAACACACCAGAGAAUUCACGAUAGAGAACGGUCUUAUGAGUGUAGUGCGUGUGGGAAAUCUUUUACCUCAAUCUCUGGACUUGGUUAUCAUCAAAGAGUUCACAGGGGAGAGAAACCUUACCAGUGCAAUGAAUGUGGGAAAUCUUUUACCAAUAGCUCUAUACUGAUUCGACACCAGAGAGUUCACACAGGGGAAAGGCCUUAUGUGUGCAAUGAGUGUGGGAAAUCUUUUACGAGUAGUGCCACCCUCUCUUACCAUCAAAGAGUUCAUGCAGGAAAAAGGCCUUAUGCGUGCAACAAAUGUGGGAAAUCUUUUACCUCCAGUUCCACCCUUCGUUAUCAUCAGAGAGUUCAUGCAGGAGAUAGGCCUUAUGAGUGCAGUGACUGUGGGAAAUCUUUUAUCUCUAGCUCCAAACUCCGUUACCACCAGAGAGUUCACACAGGAGAAAGGCCUUAUGUGUGCAGUGAAUGUGGGAAAUCCUUCAGGGAUAGUUCCCAAUUUAGUCAACACAGAAGAGGCCACACUGGAGAAAGGCCUUAUGAGUGUAGAGAAUGUGGGAAAUUUUUUAUGCGAAAGUCUACCCUUUCUCAACAUCAGAGGCUUCACACUAGAGAAAGGCCUUAGAUGUACAGGAAAUGUGCAGUUUUCUUGUUCAGUGUAAGGCUGCCAGAGGAACUGAGGAGCUGUCUGAAUUGAAUCUCAUCCAGGUGAGCAUGCAGAGUGGGGAGGUUCUUGGUAAGUUUAAGUUACAUGGGAAGCAUCUGUGGCUAUGUUACACUUUCUAACCCAUCCAUGGCUCUUCUCUGUGGUCAAGGCCAUUUCACCUCUACUGCUGCACAAUGUGCAUCAGUCACCAAGCCAUUGUGCUCAGGGAAGCUGACCUCUGUUAUCCUGUGUAUUGGUCAAAUUAGGAGUCACUUGAGUCCUUAUGGUGUCAUCUUUCACUCGUCCUUGACUACCUUGGACAUGGACAUGGGUCAGUGUUUUCCCAGGGGAUGUCCUAAGUUCAGCUGACAGUUUGCAGAGAGUGACUACCUUUUCCAGGGAUGUGUUGGUCUCAUGUGACACUAAUAAUGAGCGUUUCUGGUAAUGAACUGGAGAAUUGCCUGCUGCAGAUUUCUUUGGCUUGUACAAUAAUCAAGGCCUUACAAAUGCUUUAAGUCCUCUUUAAUCUUGGAUGUUAUUUACUCUGCAGGUAGUUUAUAGACAGAUUUGUGCUGUACAAGCGUAAAGGGGAGAAAAAAUUUAGGGGAUCUCAAAAAACUUCUACAUCUGAGGAGGGACAGUAUGAUGGCAGUGACUUGCCAGUUUUGACCACAUUUGCCUUGCUGCCCAUAGCUGCCUAGGGAAGACAGCAGGGAUUUCUGGUCCCUACUUGAGGCCUGGAAGCUUUGCAUCUUAGGAAUCUCAGAGUUGACUGUGAGACACGAGCAGCUGUGAGAACCUCUAAGUGCUUCUAAGAGCAGCAUGAGUUUUUUUCUUUACUCAAAGGAAAGAUCACAGAAUAUUCCAGCACUGUUAAGGAUGUGCUCCCUAGGUCUACAGAGAGCUGUAUUUCCUGAUGUCCAUCACUGGGCUAGGGUCACUGGUUGUAAGACCAUUCGGUCCAGGGGAAGCCCUAACUGGUAUGGAAUCACUGGCUUAGUAACGAGAGGAGGAGACUGCAGCCAACAAGUGGAAUGCUCCUUUUCUAAAAGUACGUGCACAAAUGUCUGUGCGUAGAUGACUGUGCAGAUCAGUCUGUAUGCAAGUCUCAGUACCUCCUGGCAUGUUUAUCUUGUGUAGCUAAAGCCAUCAGAGAAAAUAAAAAUAAUUAAAAGGCUUUGUGGAUUCCUGUAGCCUCUCUGUAAUGUUCGCCUCAAGGCCUUAACUACACAGGCAGGAAGAAAGAUAGGGAGAAGGGGUUCUGUAGUCCACGGAUGUGGCUCUUGUGACCCAGACGGCAUUCCUUUGACUUCUGGUAAAAAUGCUCCUUAUUGCUCACUGUAUUUGCUGCCACUGAGGCAAAACUGACCCCUCUGUGCCCCAAGGCAUAAGGAGAGAGAUGGUGGAGUCAGUACAGGGUUGCCAAACCUAUUUUCCAAAAAGAAUGGGGUGUACAGAUCUUUAAGUCUUGAACUAUGUUUUUUAAAGCUUUACUAAGGUAGAAUUUACAUGUGCUAAACUGAAUAUAUUUAAAGUGUACAAUUUGAUAAGUUAACAGAGGUAAGAACCUCUGAAACCAUCAUCGUAGUCCUAAUAGUGACCAUGUCUGUCACGGUACAUUUACCUCAUGUCCUAUUACAAUCUCCUUGCCUUUCUCACGUCUCCAAGUAACCAUUGAUUUACUUUCCCUUGUAAUAGAUACCUUGCAUUUUCUUGAAUUUAUAUGAUUGGAAUCAUACACUGUUCACUGUAUUUUUUUCAGUUUUCUUUUAUCAUAAUUACUUUGAGAUUCACCAAUGAUAUAUAAAUACUACUUUUUUUGGCUGAGUAAUGUUUUUGAAUAUGCUAUGAUUAGUUUAUUCAUUCAGUUUUAUAGGCAUUUGUCUUGUUUCUAGACUUUGACUACUGAAAAUAAAGCUGGUAUAAGCAUUGUUUUAGUUCUUUAUAUGAAUAUAUAUUUCUUUUAUCUUUUGUCAAUGUAAUAAUGUAUGAGUCACAAAUAUUUUACUUUUGAAGACACUAACAUUGUGAUCUAAAAUGAUUAUACCUUUUGCAUCUUACCAGUAAUGUAUGAGAGUUCCAUUUCUUCCACAUUCUACUGAAUAUUUGGUUUAUCAGUUGUUUUAAUUUUAGCUUUUUAAUUGAGGUUUUAGAGUUAUGUCACUUUUUGUUUUAAUUGAAUUUCUUUUUUUAACUUUUUUAUUGAUUUAUAAUAAUUGAAUUUCUAUAAGGAUUCUUGAUGAGUAUUUUUUCAGAUGUUCAUUUGCUAUCUGUGUUAUCUUCAUUGAAAUGUCAGCUCAUCUUUUUCUUAUUAUUUAUUGGCCUUUGCCUGUUUUCCUUUAACAAAUAGGACAGUGAAACAACAAAGAUGUAUGUUGGAAUUUCACUUAUUUUUUAAUAAUGUGAGUGGCUUUGCUUUAUGGAAUAACUUUUUAAUACUGACAGAAUUUUCUAACUUAAGGAAAAAUGUUGGUGCUACUCACAAUGGAAUGGAUGCUUCUACCAUACCCUUUUAAAAUUUAAUCUCCAUUGUUGAUGUAUUCUCCAUCACAUUCUUAAGUUCCAUCAUUGAGGAAAACAAUAAAGCCUUGCUUUGUAGUGGUUACGCAUUUUCCCAGUUUAUCACCAUGGAAAUUGGUGGGUUGGAGCAGAUGAGGACAAGAUUUUAUCAGGAUGGAUUGGGCUUUACUCUGAGUCCCAAAGCCUGGCUAGGAGGGAAUGAAGAGGUCAGUGGUAAGACUCCACAAGUCCUUGUCCGGGCUGCCUGGGGUUAAGUUCUGGAUCCAUGACCAGUGCAAGGACCUUCCUCACCAGGUCUGUUUCCUCCUGUGUAAGUAGGGAGUGGGGGUUAGGAACUGCCCUGCCCGCUGGUUCACUGGAAGAUGUGAAGAGCUGAGGUGUCCACUCCUCUGUGGCUCUUACUGCGAGUGACAUCCUGGGGCCAGGAAUCUUUAGCUCCCACAGAUGUCCCCAGACCCUAGGACCCCCAGGUGCAUGUCAGAAGUAAAUGGGGCUUCUCACAACCCCCUGAUUUGGGUCAGUUCCCAUGGACCUGUCUGUAGGGAGGAGGGAGCUGCAGGGUCCUGAGCGCUUGGUGUGGAUUCCCUGCUGAGAAAUACCUGGGCAACUUGCUAGAGCUUCUUGAGCCUCAGCUUGCUGACUGUGGUUGCAGAGGUGUUCACUUCGCCCCCUGGGAGGAUCAAUGAAAGUAACAAAACACUGAACACUUACUUACACCAGAAUUCCAGGGUUUAUAUUUGAGCUUGUAUGUGACCUACUUAUUUAAACUUUUAAAAUGUGAAAUAUUUCCAUAACUUUUCCUUUUCACAAUUGUCUUAUUUUACUUAACUAUAAUUUAUUGGUAUUUUUAUUGUAUUAGUAAUAUCCUAGUUUUGUUAAGUUUUAUGGGGUGCCAUGUAUUAAUAUAAAUGCCAUGUAAAUAUACUACAAAAUUUUACUCAAUCCAUAUUGUGUAUGAUGUUACAGCUUAUUUUCUCAUUAAUCCACUUAACUCUGUAAACAAGAACACACUCAUCAAUUGGUGGAUUAUCACAAAAACAUUUUGAUUCUUUUACCUCUGUUUGCCAGAACUGCUGAAUUCUCUUCAGACCCUCUGUAAACAAAUGUGAUUUAUUAUGCUGGAAUGCAAAAUAACUAGCUCUAUUAGAGUAUGUUAUUCCACAAACCAGAUUAUUUUUUCAUAUAGUUAAUUUUUUUAGUUCUUUAGUAGUCUUCCCCCCUCCCCAAUUCAGUGCAAGUUUUAGUUAAGAAUAAGUUGUUUAUUUAAUAUGAUGUAAACAAUAGACAACUACUUGGAAAGACAAAAAGCAUUCUUAUUUCAAUGAAUAUUUAUUUGAAUGCACUAGAAAAGUUCCAAAUAAGUUUAAAAAAAAUCCAAGUCAGUGAAAUGUGGCUGAUAAAAGUAUAACUGGUGAAGUAAUAAAUAUUGGUAGCUUUCAUAAAAAUAGCCUGUUACAAAAUAUUGCCCAAUAUUUUAUGGUUUGCAUGGAUAUGGAAAAAAUAUAAUUCUUUUUUACAUUAUA
Molecule: messenger RNA, 7127 nt
Organism: Vicugna pacos (alpaca)
Lineage: Eukaryota; Metazoa; Chordata; Mammalia; Artiodactyla; Camelidae
Source: RefSeq, a predicted model, not a curated record